CCCGAGCAGCCGCCUGUGGGCUCGGGCAGCCUGACGUCACACCGCACCCCGAGGUAUUUACCUUCGAAAAGUGGUGGCGGCUGCAGUCUGACCCAGGCCCUGUGUCCCUGAAGACAUGGAGUUUGUGUCUGGAUACCGGGAUGAAUUCCUUGAUUUUGCUGCCCUCCUCUUUGGCUGGUUCCGCAAGUUCGUGGCAGAGCGCGGGGCUGUAGGGACCAGCCCUGAGGGUCGCUGGCGGCAGCUGGAGGCUCAGAUCAGAAGGUUGCCCCAGGACCCGGCCCUCUGGGUGCUCCACGUCCUGCCCAACCGCAGUGUGGGCAUCAGCCUGGGGCAAGGGGCAGAGCCAGGCCCUGGACCAGGCCUGGGAGCUGCCCGGCUGCUGGGAGAUGAGCCCCCACUCCACCUGCGAGACCUAAGUCCCUAUGUCAGCUUUGUCAGUCUGGAGGAAGGGGAGGAAGGAGAGGAGGAGGAGGAGGAAGAGGAAGAAGAAGAGAAUGGAGAGGAGGAGGGUGCAGGCACCAAAAAGGUAGAAACAGAGGAGAAUGGGGAGCUGGCCCCUAGCAGCAGGGAGUCUCCCCAGGAAGCCACCCCUCCAGGGGAGCCAGAGGAGGCCGAGCAGGAGGCUGGAGGUGGCGAGGAUGGCCAAGAGGACAGGGCAGAAGACGAACCGGGGCCUGAGAGGAGGAAGGGACGGAGAAGUGAUGCUGCCCCCUUGCACCUUUCCUGCCUCCUACUGGUGACGGAUGAACAUGGCACCAUCCUGGGCAUUGACCUGCUGAUGGAAGGAGCCCAGGGGAGCACAGGCAGGGGCUCAGGGGCUGAGAACCUGGCUCCUCGAGCCUAUGCUCUCCUCUGCCACAGCAUGGUCUGCCCCAUGGGCUCCGGAGACCCCCGAAAGCCCCGACAGCUUACUGUGGGAGAUGCCCAGCUGCAUCGGGAGCUGGAGAAUCUAGUCCCAAGGCUGGGAGUGAAGUUAGCCAAGACCCCGAUGCGGACGUGGGGUCCCCGGCCAGGCUUCACCUUUGCCUCCCUCCGGGCUCGAACCUGCCAUGUUUGUCAUAGGCACAGCUUUGAAGUGAAACUGACACCCUGCCCCCAGUGCGGUGCUGUCUUGUACUGUGGAGAGGCUUGUCUCCGUGUGGACUGGAAGCGAUGCCCAGAUGACGUAAGCCACCGAUUUUGGUGCCCAAGGCUUGCAGCCUUCAUGGAGAGGGCUGGAGAACUGGCAACCCUGCCUUUUACCUACACCGCAGAGGUGACCAGUGAAACCUUUAACAAGGAGGCCUUCCUGGCCUCCCGCGGCCUCACUCGUGGCUACUGGACCCAGCUCAGCAUGCUGAUUCCAGGCCCUGGUGCCCCCAGGCACCCAAGAGGCAGCACACCCUCCCUCAGCCUUCUUCUCCAUGGAGAUCCUUACCAGCCUUUCCAGGGGGAUGGGCCCGCCCUGAUGCCUCCAGUGCCCCCAGAUUCACCCAGGGGCCUCUUUGGCUCAUGGCAGGAUUACUACACGUGGCGGGGCCUCAGCUUGGACUCCCCCAUGGCCGUGCUCCUCACCUACCCGCUGACUGUGUACUACGUCAUCACCCACCUGGUGCCCCAGUCCUUCCCUGAGCUCAACAUCCAGAACAAACAGUCACUGAAAAUCCACGUGGUGGAGGCUGGGAAGGAGUUUGACCUUGUCAUGGUGUUUUGGGAACUCUUGGUCUUACUCCCCCAUGUGGCCCUGGAGCUGCAGUUUGUGGGUGAUGGCCUGCCCCUGGAAAGUGACCAGCAGCACUUUACCCUCCAGAGGGAUGGCCCUGAAGUAUCUGUCCGCCCUUGUUCCGGCGUAUCAGCACGGCUCAGCUCUGGGACUAAAGAGAAAGGGGUCCGCAGAGACCUGCAGAUCAAGGUGUCUGCAAGGCCCUACCACCUGCUCCAGGGGCCCAAGCCUGACUUGGUCAUCGGAUUUAACUCUGGCUUUGGACUAAAGGACACUUGGCUGAGCUCGCUGCCCCGGUUACAGUCCCUCCGAGUGCCGGCCUUCUUCACCGAGAGCAGCGAGUAUGGCUGUGUGAUGGACGAUCAGACCAUGGCGGUGGCCACAGGAGGGGGGACCAGCCCUCCGCAGCCCAACCCUUUCCGCUCCCCCUUUCGCCUCAGAGCGGCAGACAAUUGCAUGCCCUGGUACUGCAACGCUUUCAUCUUCCACUUGGUCUACAAGCCCUCGCAGGGAAGCGGGGCCCGCCCGGCGCCCGGGCCUGUGCCUCCGGCCCCAACUCCUACCGCCCCUCCCGCCCCCGCCCGUCGGCGCCGAGGAGAAAAGAAACCUGGGCGGGGGUCCCGCCGGCGCAGGUGAGGGCCGAGAGAUAGCAGUCCACCCUCUUCGCCCGACACGCCUCAGAAAGGAACACGAAACAGGGGAGGCCGAGGGCGAGGCCGGUUGGCGGAACACGAA
Messenger RNA from Dama dama (fallow deer), 2437 nucleotides. It is a transcript of the gene ZMYND15, whose product is annotated as zinc finger MYND-type containing 15. Bases 116 to 2338 code for a protein of 740 amino acids. The transcript is spliced from 14 exons. Gene Ontology annotation, biological process: spermatid development; negative regulation of DNA-templated transcription. The record is from RefSeq and is a predicted model, not a curated record. Lineage: Eukaryota; Metazoa; Chordata; Mammalia; Artiodactyla; Cervidae. Gene Ontology annotation, molecular function: histone deacetylase binding.